Messenger RNA from Gymnodraco acuticeps, 4789 nucleotides. Its product is annotated as bone morphogenetic protein receptor type-2-like. The transcript has 16 exons. The record is from RefSeq and is a predicted model, not a curated record. The coding region runs from base 190 to 3864 and encodes 1224 amino acids. Gene Ontology annotation, molecular function: ATP binding; transforming growth factor beta receptor activity. Gene Ontology annotation, cellular component: plasma membrane; signaling receptor complex. Lineage: Eukaryota; Metazoa; Chordata; Actinopteri; Perciformes; Bathydraconidae. Gene Ontology annotation, biological process: vasculature development; cellular response to growth factor stimulus; BMP signaling pathway.
UUAUAAUACGGACGGACAUUAAAGACCUCUGUGUGUCAGACCAGUCGCUAAGUGGCUAACACACUGCUCCUCUCCAGUCUCUGAUGUUUCCUGUGUUUCUGUUUAAAGGUGUGUUUACUUCAGGUCUCACCUGGAUCAGAGAUGCCGUGGAGGAGUGAAGUCAGCAGCCAUUAAACCUGAGGAUCUAACAUGGCCUCCGUGUUAGCAGUGUGUUUCCUGCUUCUUCCUGCUGCCAUCGGUCUCCAGGUCAGAGAGUGUGCCUUCACGGAGCAGCCGCAGGCGUUGGAGCCUCACAGCACGGCAGCCAAUGAGCGAGGAGAGGUGCAGGAGAACGGCACGGUGCGCUGCAUCCACGGAUCCCGCUGCUAUGGAGUGUGGCAAAAGAGACCAGAUGGGGAAAUACAUCUGGAGGGGCAAGGCUGCUGGCCUAACGCUGAGGACCAGCAGGAGUGUAAUGGCGACCGUUGCCUGGUAACAGCGACACCCUCUCACAUCCAGACUGAAAGCUACAGGUUCUGCUGCUGCAACAGAGACCUCUGCAACACAGAGUUCAGUGAAGCCCCUCCCCCUGAGCGGCCCCCCGACCAGAGGCACACAGACCAGCAGCUGCUGAGGAGGGGGGAGGCGGCGUUCAUCGCCCUGGCAACCCUCGCCAUGGCAGCCGUCGUCAUCGUGGCGUUGUUCCUUGGAUACUGCAUGAUGAAAGGGAAGCAGAAGCACAGUCUGUGGGCUGAGGAUGAGAUGGAGGCAGCAAACACUGCUGAGGACCUGCAGCUACUGGAGCUGAUUGGUCAGGGUCGUUACGGCACAGUGUUCAGAGGCUCUCUUAACGAGCGCUGCGUUGCCGUGAAACUCUUCUCUUCGGCCAAUCGGCAGAGCUUCACUAACGAGCGCUCGAUCUACGGCCUGCCGCUGCUGCAGCUGCACGACAACAUCGCCCGAUUCCUCGCCGCCGACGAGAGGACGAACGCUGAGGGACGAGCGGAGUUCCUCAUCCUGAUGGAGUACUACCCUCAUGGCUGUCUGUCCUCCUACCUGUCUCACCACACAGUGGACUGGUCUACCUGCUGCAGGAUGACUCACGGUGUGACUCGAGGUCUGGCCUUCCUUCACACUGAGCUGCACAGAGCAGGUGAGAGUAAGCCGGGCGUGGCCCACAGAGACGUGAGCAGCAGGAACGUGCUGCUCCGCUCCGAUCUGUCCUGCGUGCUCGCUGACUUCGGGCUCUCCAUGGCUCUGACGGGCAGCCGGCCCCCCCGCCCCGGGGACCCCGACACCAUGGCCAUCUCUGAGGUGGGCACGGUGCGCUACAUGGCUCCUGAGGUGCUGGGGGGGGCUCUGGAUCUGAGGGACUGUGCCUCGGCUCUGAAGCAGGUCGACGUCUACGCUCUGGGGCUGCUGUACUGGGAGAGCUUCAGACGCUGCUCCCAGCUGUUCACAGGUGAAGCAGUACCUGAGCACCAGCUGGCGUUCCAGGCGGAGCUCGGGAACCAUCCGAGCUUCCAGGAGAUGCAGAUCCUCGUCAACAGAAACAAGUUCAGACCCAGAUUCCCUGAGAGCUGGAGGAGCAGCAGCCCGGCGCUGUCCUCCCUGAUGGAGACGAUGGAGGACUGCUGGGAUCCAGACGCUGAGGCUCGACUCACUGCUCAGUGUGCAGAGGAGAGACUGUGUGACCUCACACUGCACAGCCACAGGAUUGGUCCUCCUCCCGUUGGUCCCGCCUCCUCCCAGGAUCUGGGCGUGGUUAAAAAUCUCCAUGGAGACGACUUUGCAUCAUCUGUCGUCAAAACAACCACGAGUGGAGCAGAGGCAUCCGGAAGAAACUCCAUCACACACACCGGUGGUGCUGUGCCCAGAGUCUGCCUGCAGCGCACACAAGAAGACCUGGACACCAGCAAGCUGGACCCUGAACAGGUGGAUCAGAACCUGAACCUGAGUUUUGAUGCGAGGGUGAUGGAGGACCACCAUCCUGCCGAGCUGCUGAACUAUCAAGUCCUGCAGAGUCUGGCUCUUCAGGGGGAACUGGGAGCUGCUGGAUCCUCCUCCUUGCACCCCCUCCCCAAACAGCAGAACCUGCCCCAGAGACCCACCAGCCUCCACCUGCAGAACCCAGACCCAGCGUCCUGCCGCCUGAAGCUGGGGAGGCACCGGUCCAACCUCAAACAGGUGGAGACCGGCAUCGCUAAGAUGAACACGGUAACGGUCGCCACGGCUACAGAGCCCCACCAGGUAACCACGGUGACAAAGACCAGCGUCACCCACGGUUAUAGUGCAGGGGUUCCCGUCCUGGUGGUAAACUCUCUGAUGCUGAUGGAGGACGAGGAGAACCGGACCAACCUGCUGAACCCGAGUCUUGAUGAACACGCCCCCCUGCUGAGGAGGGACCCAGACCUGCAUCAGGCCUCAGAGACCAGAUCUAACGUCAACAACAACAACAACAACAACAGGAUCCAGCCUCAGGGUCUUAGACCUGAACCCCAUCUGGAGAGUCAGUCCUCCUCUAAACCUGAACCCCAUCUGGAGAGUCAGUCCUCCUCUAAAUCUGAACCCCAUCUGGAGAGUCAGUCCUACUCUAAACCUGAACCACAUCCGGAGAGCCAGUCCUCCUCUAAACCUGAACCACAUCCGGAGAGUCAGUCCUCCUUUAAACCUCAUCUGGAGAGUCAGUCCUCCUCUAAACCUGAACCCCAUCUGGAGAGUCAGUCCUCCUCUAAACCUGAACCACAUCCGGAGAGCCAGUCCUCCUCUAAACCUGAACCACAUCCGGAGAGUCAGUCCUCCUUUAAACCUCAUCUGGAGAGUCAGUCCUCCUCUAAACCUGAACCCCAUCUGGAGAGUCAGUCCUCCUCUAAACCUGAACCACAUCCGGAGAGCCAGUCCUCCUCUAAACCUGAACCCCAUCUGGAUAGUCAGUCCUCCUCUAAACCUGAACCCCAUCUAGAGAGUCAGUCCUCCUUUAAACCUGAAUCACAUCUAGAGAGUCAGUCCUCCUCUAAACCUGAACCUCCUCUGGAGAGUCAGUCCUCCUCUAAACCUGAACCCCAUCUGGAGAGUCAGUCCUCCUCUAAACCUGAACCACAUCUAGAGAGUCAGUCCUCCUCUAAACCUGAACCACAUCUAGAGAGUCAGUCCUCCUCUAAACCUGAACCACAUCUAGAGAGUCAGUCCUCCUCUAAACCUGAACCUCCUCUGGAGAGUCAGUCCUCUAAACCUGAACCACAUCUAGAGAGUCAGUCCUCUAAACCUGAACCUCCUCUGGAGAGUCAGUCCUCUAAACCUGAACGACAUCUAGAGAGUCAGUCCUCUAAACCUGAACCCCAUCUGGAGAGUCAGUCCUCUAAGCCUGAACCCCAUCUAGAGAGUCAGUCCUCUAAAACUGAACCCCAUCUGGACUCCGAACUGGGCCCCUGUGUCAUAAGAUCCCUUUGUAUAGCACCAGUUCUUGUGCCGGUCUGCAGAGAUCCAGAUCCUGGCUCAGCAAAACCUCCAGGAGCAACCUCUUCCUCCAGAGCCGGACCCUCAGCUGCCCAGAACCUGGAUCCAGCCCCAGGAGAUCCAAAACCUGCAGCUUUCGGGUCUUUAGAGGAUCUGGAGAGCACAGAAUCUCCAGCUCUAGAACCUGCAGGUCUACGAGAGAGACCCUGGUCCCUGAACCUGUCCUCCAGCGGCCUCCUCUCAGAUAGCAGUCUGAAGAUAAAGCGCCGUGUGAAGACUCCCUACACCCUGAAGAAGUGGCGUCCGGCAUCCUGGGGCGUUCCCUCUGAAGCCACUUCCUGCCGGGAGUUCAGCCGCCAGAGAGCAGGAAGCGUCUCCAGGGUCCGUCCGUCCAGAGCCACGACCUCUGACCCCAACUCCUGCUUCUAACCAUGGACUUUUAAUAACAACUGGAUACAGCGUUGGAGGCGGGGCUCGGGUCAUUAAGCUCUGCCCCCCGAGCGCCCACUCUCGGCUCACUAGAAUGAAUGGAGAGAGAAAAUAAAUCUAGAUUGGGCUUUUAGUGCAUUUUACAACUUUAAGGACCUAAUGAUUCUAAUAAGGGCUAUAAAUAGUUCACACUGGGUAGUUUAUUUAGUUUCUUUCCCAAUGUUAAUCAAGAUAGAAAGUCUUUCUGGCCCAGUGACGUCACGCACUGAUAAAGAAAUUGUAGUGCCGCCGUUUGGCCACUAGGACUAUUUCCCUCAGAGUCCGGAGCACUUCUUGGGGGCUUGGUUCUAACGCCCAUCAGGAGCGGAUCUUUUUACUUCUCUUUUAUUGUGAAACACGAAAAUAACAGACUGAGGUGAAUUAAAUUAUAUUGGAGGACAGGAAGUGCCCCAAACCUAUUAAUUUCUUAUAGUUACUGACCACUUUUACAUACAAUAAAUACUCCAGUUUCUGGCCAAUAAAGGCAGUAUUCUUACUAAGCUGUUUUUAAAUGAAUACAUCACUAAUAUUCCUGUUUAUAUGAAGACUGCAUGGAGUGAAGCAGGGACGUGGUGUGUCUGUGUUUGUCCCUGAAGGCAGCAUCUCCCUGGACCAAUGGGAUUCCUCAUUUUGGAUUAUGUCAGAAAAUAAUCAAACAAACGUUUAUGAUACUUACACUUUUAGUUCAGCAGGAUAAUCUCCACAUAUUAACACCACUAUGAUUUCUGAAGUAAAAAGCUAAUGGUGGGCUAUAAAGGAACUACAGCACGGUCACAUGACUUCACGUCACCACCGCUAAGCUAAAGGUGGCUAAUGUUGGGCUAUAGAGGAACUACAGCACGGUCACAUGACUUCACGUCACCACCGCUAAGCUAAAGGAGGCUAA